Miscanthus lutarioriparius is the source of this 1644-nucleotide messenger RNA. The record is from the annotation of a GenBank genome assembly. NCBI's taxonomy places the organism in Eukaryota, Viridiplantae, Streptophyta, Magnoliopsida, Poales, Poaceae.
AUGGGCCAUUCCCUGUCUACUCUCUGCUCACUGCUCUCCUUGAAACUUCUCGCAAAAAACACACAUGCUCCACUGUACUUGGAGCGCGCCCGUUGCUCUGGUAUAGUGGUAUCCCCCUCCCACAGCUGCGCCCGACGCAGGCGGCGCGCUACAGGUUUCACACGGCCGUACCCGCUCGCUGCUCCCCGUGGGAUUCACACCGUCCUCUUCUCCGUCCUCCGGAUCGCGACUGCUCCCGUCAUGGGGUCCACGCCACCGGUCCCCGGAUCCACGCCGCCGCCCCGCGGACCCGACCCCGCACAGGUGCCCAGUCCUGCUCCAGGUGCACUGGCGCAGAUCAGCAAGGCCGGAUCCACCCCGGAGGAGCUCAUCAGGUUGGCUUGUGAGAGUAUCUCUGAGUCUAUCUUCCACGUCAAGUUUGAGACCAGGGAUAAGAAAUUUCUCAAAGAUCAUAUCGAGAAAUUGAUAACCAAGCUGCCUGCUGCAAAGAGAGCUGAUUGGCACAACAAGAUGACGGAAAUCUUAGCUGCUAUCUCAGAAACCACCACUGGAUUUGUGGUCGAUGAGACAAAGGAUUUCUUGUUGAUAUUGACCUGUUCCCAUGCUUUUCAAGCAUGCUACAAUGCAUCCACCCGAGUUUCAGCUACGUCGCAUGCUUACAGAGAAAAACAUCCUAAGCCAGUAGCUGCAUCCCCUCAAGAUUCACGCUUGCUUUCUGAAAUACAAGAGCAGCAGAAUUUGUUAAAGACCUAUGAGAUCCUGGUAAAGAAGUUCCAGUCCCAGAUCCAGACUAGAGAUACUGAGAUAGCCCAUUUACAGCAGCAAACUGAUGAAGCUAAACUUCGGAAAUCAAAGCUAGAGAAGAAACUGAAACAAAGGGGCUUACUUAACAAGGAAUCAGAGGAAUCUGACGAAGAAGAGAAAUACUUCUCCAUUGAAUUGACACCUAGUUUGUUUACAUCUGCUGUCGAUAAUGCAUACCAGUCGAUACAUGACUUUUCAAAGCCUUUGAUCAAAAUGAUGAAGGCUGCAGGUUGGGAUCUUGAUGGGGCUGCUAAUGCGAUUGAACCUAGUGUAGUUUACGCAAGAAGGGCUCACAAGAAGUUUGCUUUUGAAUCCUAUAUUUGCCAAAGAAUGUUCAGUGGGUUCCAAGAAGAGAGCUGUUCUAUACAGGAUUCUAACAUCAGUGUUUCCAAUGAGGCUUUCUUCCAUCAAUUCCUCGCAGUGCGAGCCAUGGAUCCUCUGGAUGUCCUGAGCCAGAACCCUGACUCAGUAUUCGGAAAGUUCUGCACAAGCAAAUACCUAUUGCUUGUGCAUCCAAAGAUGGAAGGUUCUUUUUUCGGCAACAUGGAUCAGAGGAACUACGUCAUGAGCGGUGGCCAUCCAAGGACACCUUUCUACCAGGCAUUCCUAAAGCUUGCGAAGUCUAUAUGGUUGCUGCACAGGUUGGCCUACUCCUUCGAUCCAAAGGCUAAGGUAUUUCAAGUGAAAAAGGGAAGUGAGUUUUCGGAAAUCCACAUGGAGAGCGUUGUGAAGAACAUCGUCAUAGAAGAGGGUGCGGAGAGGCCGAAAGUUGGCCUGAUGGUGAUGCCUGGUUUCCUGAUACCAGCGUCAUACAGUCCCGAGUGUAUCUGUCAGAUGUGA